Molecule: messenger RNA, 906 nt
Organism: Zophobas morio
Lineage: Eukaryota; Metazoa; Arthropoda; Insecta; Coleoptera; Tenebrionidae
Product: juvenile hormone acid O-methyltransferase-like
Exons: 3
Coding region: 64-894 (276 amino acids)
Source: RefSeq, a predicted model, not a curated record
UAUCAAAUUCUAAUAAAAUCACGAUGAACUCUUUCGGCACGCGCUGUCUCAAAACAAAUCAAAAUGAACGAAGACCCCGAUCUCUACUCAAAAAGUUGUCAAAUGCAGAAAUUUGACACCAACCAUUUCCUUGACACUUAUUUCAAACGACUAAAUGUGAAAAGCAACGCCACAGUUUUGGAUUUGGGUGCUGGCGAUGCUUCAGUAACCCUUGAAGCUCUACUUCCCCGGUUGCCAAACUUCCACAAACUCGUGGUUUCCGACAAGUCAAAAAAAAUGAUAAACUUCGCUAAGAACAGAUUCCACGAUGAACGAAUCGAGGUCAUUCAGAUGGACAUCCUCGACUACGACAAAGCUUUCAAAGACCAUUUCGACCACAUUUUCACCUUUCAUUGUUUGAAUCUCAUUCCAGAGGCGAGGACCCCAGACGCAAUGCGAAACAUUUUCGAAAUUUUGAAACCCGGAGGAAAUUUUUUUGCGACUAUCAUAGUGGAUGCAUCCCUCUAUGAAUUUUGCGAUAGCAUGAUCAACGACAAGAUUUGGCCACCGGCUAUGGCAAACUACAAAAAUUUUUUUUCUCCGUACCGAGGUUGCGACAAUCCUGCAGAAAAACUUACCUGUUUUCUGAAAAACGCCGGUUUUGAUGUUCAAUUUUGCAAAUACGAGGAAAGAAAGUUCACCUAUGAAUAUUUGAACCAGUUUGCGGAUUAUGCUUUGUCGAUAUUUCCUGUUCUGAAGAUCGAGUCAAGAGAUGAACGGGCGAAAUUUGCUGAAGAUGUUAAAAAAACGAUCAGAAAACACCAAUUGGCAACCAGUGACGAAAGUACUCGGAGUGAUGACAAAGUUCAUUAUUUUUAUAGCGUUUUGGUGGCUUGUGCCUCAAAACCUGUCUAAACGACUUUAAAA